Molecule: messenger RNA, 1734 nt
Organism: Lucilia cuprina (Australian sheep blowfly)
Lineage: Eukaryota; Metazoa; Arthropoda; Insecta; Diptera; Calliphoridae
Exons: 3
Coding region: 1-1734 (577 amino acids)
Source: RefSeq, a predicted model, not a curated record
AUGUCACACAUUAUAGACACAAAACCACCCUUUAUGACCUCGCAUAAUGACAAACUCUUAAGUAAGCUUGAAGAAAGUGAACCCGAUCCACCCACUUCCCAAGAAGAUGAAUGUGUCAUCUGUAUUAAUGCACGUGCCACUAUGCAGACAUCGCCGUGCGGUCAUCGGGUGGUGUGUCGUCGCUGCUUUGUUAAGACCAUACAAAGUGCGGUGGCUCAAAGACUUCUCCCUCUUCGUUGUGUGAUAUGUAGGGCACGUGUUAAUCGUCUAACCUCCAGUUCGGGUACCUGGCGUAUACAGGAAUCGGCUAGUAGUUAUUCAAUGGGUGCCAAAAGUUGGGCCUCAGUGGGGGUAACUGCAGGAGGUGUUACCGCCUCGGCCAGUUCGUAUUCCAUGAAUGAUGCUCACAGUGGUCAUCAUGCAUUUCAUAUGCACAAUAGCGCCCGUUAUCCUCGCAGCCCCAAUGGCCGAGUGUCGCAAUCAGAUAGUUUGUAUUCAAUGAGCUCGACUGGCUCGUCGUCGGCGGCAUCGGUCUUCUCGAAAACGUCUUCCAUUUCAAGCGAUUUGUGUUCACCUGCCUCGCCCAUAUCACCCACACAAUGUUCGUAUAAUCAAAGCAGCAUGAUAUUAAAUAAUCACUUGGCUCCACCCACACCCAGCAUAUCACCACAUUCGCCUACCUCCACUUCUGGAUCGGGGACCUCACAGGGCUCCUUAUCGCCUAAGGAAGUGGGGCAUUCACAUUCACAUCACAGCGGCUGUCCUACAGGAUGUUCGGGUGCCAUACCACGCAAACCUUUGAAAUCUUUAAGUAAUUCCUCUUCCAGUGGUUCUUGCAGCAGUGCAGGCAGUAACUUUAACUCUUCUCCCUUUACGCCAUCUUCGACCCACACUUAUCCGGGUAGAAGACAUACAAAGGGUCGAAUAGUGGAUUUACAAAAUCGUUUACCGCCCAUUAAAGAAUUUCGCAGCCCUGCCAAAGUUCCACAUCCCUCGCCGGUUCACAUAAGCAAUCCAAGAUUUCGCUAUGCUUCCUAUACCAAACCCAGUCAUCAGGUUCAGGACACGCACUCAAACUCCAAGUCGAAUAGCAACAAGGAACCCUCAUCGCCGCCUAAAAGACCCAUGAACAUACACAUAAGUGCUUCCCACAAUGCAUUAGCACCGCCGCCACUAAAAGCUACGGGUCCCAAAAUAAGUCCCCUGGCCGCUAAACAUAAUAAAUCGGCCUAUACUGCUUUAUCUGCGGAUCGCAAAGAAAAAAAAUCCAAUACUGAUUCUAAUAAAAAUAAUAUUAAUUUAAAAUUAAGUCAAUCGAAAAUGUCGUCGUCUUCAACGAGCAACAAACUAUUAACGUCAUCAAUGAAAUCUUCCUCAUCAACGUCCUCCUCAAUGUCAGCAACAGCAUCGAAAUCAUCAACCUCAAAUGGAACAUCAUCAUCGUUAUCGUCGUCAUCAUCAUCGUCCACCACUCACCAGGCAACAACGGGCAAUUCAACUUUAACAACAUCAUUUACAACAAGUAAAAGUUUUCCAUUGUUUUGCAGCAACAAUAAUCACAGUAAGUGGAUUUUUUGUUUAAAGUUUUUUUCCCCAUUCAGUUUUGUUUUUCCCCAAUUGUUUUAUUGCUUACAUGAUAAGCAAAAAGGAGGGUGUAAUAGGUUUCAGCUAGCUUUUGUAACAUCUUUGGAAAAUGGGUUUAAAAUCAGUUCAAGUAUAAUUCUAGAGUUCUAG